AUGCGUAAGUUAAAUUUCAUACAAAAAGUUAUUGAUAAUCUGAUAAUCUGUGGAUUCAAGGUAUUACUCGAGGCUUCAUUGAUGGUGUCCUGUUGUUAUCAAGGUCGUUCAAAAUUGGAUAAAUUAUUUCAUUUGUAUGAUUCUCUUUUAGAUCUGAAUAAUAAUAAUCUUUCCAAGUAUUUUCGAAGUAGAACUCUAGUAUUUUAUAUUGCAGUAUGUGAUAAGUUCAUCGAUUAUGUCUCCUCAAUAUACGUGUCUCUAUACGUUGUAGCUAUAAAGAGAAAAAAAAGAUCUUCCUAAAGCAUGUCUGCAUUGUAUUUUCUUAGUAUUAUCAACAUAAUACAAGUUUUUAGCUGUGUUGAAAAAGCAUUCGCUACAAAUUACCUUAAGUCGAUGAAAUGA
Messenger RNA from Debaryomyces tyrocola, 402 nucleotides. NCBI's taxonomy places the organism in Eukaryota, Fungi, Ascomycota, Pichiomycetes, Serinales, Debaryomycetaceae. The record is from the annotation of a GenBank genome assembly.